This is a messenger RNA of Pelagomonas calceolata, 2143 nucleotides long. Lineage: Eukaryota; Pelagophyceae; Pelagomonadales; Pelagomonadaceae. The record is from the annotation of a GenBank genome assembly.
GUAAGACACUAGCAUCUCUGGCAAACCAAGGCGCUGCGGCCGCUGCUCCGCGCCAGGGCAGCCCCACAGCCGCGGACGCGGCGCGAGCCAGGCCAGGAGGCAGCCCGGGGCAGCCAUGGCCGGCGAGGACGUGGACCAAUGGUUGAGGGACGAGAUGGACGCGCUGGUCGAGGGCAGCCCGACCAUCCGAUUUGUGAACGAUGUUUAUAGUAUGCGCGUGUUACUCGAGAGGUUGACGCCGACGCAGGACCAGGCCCAUACUUUACCACGACCGCCGUCGAUGCCUCUACUGUUAAGUGGUGAGCCGCCGGACGAGGACCUUGUAUUGGAGUGGAAGAAGGAGCACUUCGGCGAGGAGGAGGCCGAGGAGGCCGCCGCGGAACAAAAAGCGCUGAGAGACGCUCUCCAAGCCGAAGAAGCAUCUCUGGAAGCCCAGAAGCGCGGCGUCGACGUCGAGACCUAUCUGAGUCAAAAACAAGCCGAGGACCAACAAGCGUUGCAGGACGCACGUCUUCAGAAGGAAGCCGAAGCGAGGUCACUAAAGAGGUGCAAGAGCGAACUCACGAUCUUAGAACCGGUCACGAGACAACUGCGACAAGACACGGAGCCAAAAUCCGUCCAGGAAUUGGCAGAUGAGAACCAAGUUCCCAGAAAACUGGCCUACUGGGACGCGGGCCACCAGGACCAGAAGCUCGAGCUGUCCUCGAAGUCACUCCAGAAGGACGACUUUUAUCUGUUGGAGUAUAUCUUGCGGUUCAACUAUCCGAUCCAUACCGUGGCUCUGAAAGCUUGUUUUCUGACGGACGACGAUGCGUUGGGGUUGGUCGAGGCGUUAUCCUCGAAUUUCGUACUUACUUCGUUGGAUCUAUCCCUGACGAAACUCACGGAUAUCACAGCUCUUAAGUUGGCUGACAUGUUCAAGGAGUAUAAGUCGCUGAAGGUGCUGGAUUUGAGGCGGAAUAACAUAUCGGGGAAGGCCGCGGCUCGUUUAGCUGAAAAGUUCCCAUCCGCAAGAGCUCUGGAGGUGCUGAGCGGUUUACCUUUAAGGUCUUAUCUCGAUAACCCACCUAGUACGAUAGAAUUAACGGAAAUGGACCUGAGGCUGCCCGAAGCUAUACUGUUAAGAGAUACAUUAGCACGCACGAUAAAGAUGACGAUCAAUAAGCUUGACAACUACGAGAUCACGUCGUCGCUAACUUCCUUAGAUCUGUCCACGAAUCUGUUAGAUGAAGGCGCCAUGGACGUCCUCGCCUCAUUAGUGGAGGCGCACUCCUCUCUCACAACAUUAGAUGUGUCGCACAAUCAAGGAGGCCCGCACGGCCUCGCGCACCUCGCGAAAAUGCUCUCCCGUAAUACGUGGCUCACGUCCCUUAAGAUCGCGGAGAACGACGUUACGAGAGAGGGCCGCAAUCCAGAUGGAGUCUCAUCUUUGUCGGACGCGCUCAAAGUAAAUAGGACUCUGACAUACUUAGACAUCUCCGAGAAUGAUAUUGACGAGGCCAAAGAGCGAGAAAUCCAGGAGAAGGUCUCCGUGAAUCGCGCCGUAAACCACACUGAUCAAUCGUUCGUGGAGUUCCUCGAUAGUAAAUAUGCGCCGGACGCGUACGACACCAAUGAGACUGGUGGGUAUAUCAUCAACCUGGAGCUCUCUAGGGAGUAUCUGGAGACGGAGAAACGAAGCAGACCGCCUCCUAGGGUCCGCUUCGACGAGCCGCAGCCCUACAAGCCCUGGCGCGACGCGGACGGGGGGGAUGACUGGUCCUUGCUCGAGCCGGAGCCGAUGCGGCGCGCGACGCGCGCGAAGCUGAAACGGGCUCGACGGUUGCUCGAGGCGCACAUCCUGGCGCACAAGGGCUUCGGCUUCUCGGCGGCGAGCGCUUUACUCGCUCUCCACCGGGGGUUGUUUGCCGAGGCGCCGUCGCCGGCGCCGGGGCCGGCGCCCGCCCCGGCGCCCUCACCGGCGCCGGCCCCCGCGCCGCCCGAGGCCGAGGUUCCUCAGAGUGCCUCGCGCGUCGGCACGGCGGCGGGCGACAGCCGGAGCGAGGGCAACGAGCUCAACACGCGGUCCGUCGCGUCUUUAGGACUGGGCCCCCACGCGUCCGUCGACACGUUCCACACGGUCAUGACCGAUCCUAGCGAGUAA